AUGACUUUUCACACCAAACAGGCAAAAGGGCAGGAUUUCUGAAGUCAGGCUAGGUGUGGGAUGACAAGAUUGGGCACUCUCAAUAUCUGGUAAUUGCUUAUGAGGGAAUGGAGAAUCCAGGAAGAUCCUUGUGUACAGAGCACAAGUACUGCAGAGCAGUGACAGCACUAGAUAAACUCUCAUGCAGCAACUUUGUAACUAAUACCGAUCUCUUCUCUAGUAGCUCUUUCAUAGUGCAUCCUGCUUGGGUUACCAGACCUCUCAUCCCACAAAGGUGCUCAUGGAUCAGCCACUGUCCCCAUUUCCCUGACACAGCAUGUAAGGGACUGAAGGUGUGGGAAAAAUCAGUGGACAUUGCUCAUGUUCCUGUUCUAGCAAGAAGGGAAUCUGAUGGGUUUUAUUAUCUUGGUACAAUAAAGCAGGAGAUAGAGAGCGAGAGAGGAACUUUCCUGGUAGAGUUUGACAAACCACUUGCAUCAGGUGACAAGUAUUCAGUAUGUGUGCAAAAAACAGCCAGGGAUGACAUCCUUGAAUAUGUCAAUGGAAUGAGGCACUCUAUACUCCCUGGAGACAAAGUACUGGCACCCUGGGAACCAGACCUGGUCAGAUAUGGCCCUGGAACCAUCCUACUAGGCAUUGAAACACGGGAUCCCCUGAGAGCCUCAGAGGAUGAAGAAAUCACGGUCUGUUUUUGGAAUGACAAGAAAGUGAAAGUACCACUAGGUGUGGCCUUAUGGAUUCCACCAGACACAUGGGAAAGGAUAGUAGAGAUGAUUCACAUGCCCUUCACCAGUCGAUUAAAGCUUACAAACCCUCUCACCACCACUAGCUCUUAUACUUCUACCUGCAGACUUCUAAGAGCCCCCAUCCAUUCAUGUGCUUUAGACGAUGGGCUAAGUAAGUACAGGUGGCCAUGGCUGUGGCCAUGGCCAUUUAUCUGCCCCCCUUUCCAUGGUCAUUGUCACAGUAUAUGCUGUUCACCAGUCCAUGUGGGAUGCAUCUGCUGCUCCCAUCCCAAAUUCAGUGCCUGGCGGCCUCUACUAUCCGCAUCUUUGCUCCCUCAAAGAAACACUGAACAGCAAGAGUCCAAUAACAAGCCCACUGCACAACUUCUAGAAUUGGAAAGUCCAAAGGAAAAUGAACCAGCAGCAGCUGCUACUACUGCUUCUUCCUCCUCCUCCUCCUCUGAUUUAGAAAGUGAGGAAGAGAUGGGCCUAACGAAGAGCACGGUGGUGGAUAGUGCUGUUAAUACAGAUUCCAGCCUUUUCAAAAAAACCAAACUGAAAGAUGCUGCAAAACCUGAGUGGAAGUACUGGAAGAGAAGCCACACCAAGUCACAUCCUAGGAAUCCAGGAAUCAGCAUUCCCAGCAGCAAGUGUACAAAGGGGAAAGCAGAAUCCAGAACCAUUUUCUCCUUGGACAUGCACCCUGUUGCAUCAACCAACCACAGUGCAAUGUUUGAAACUAUUGAACAGUCUCCGAGAAGACAUCUCACACUGAAAGAUGUCUUAAUCCACCAUGAUUUCAAGUCAUCAUUAGGGUCACAGGCCACUCCUUUUUUAGAGAACCUUGGAGAAAAUCGAAUAGAAUGUGAACGCCAGAGAAGAGCCUGCAUGGAACAAAAAAGAAAGAAAAAAAUCCAGCAGCAGCAGGAGUGUGAAAGAGAACAGCAGGCUGAAGAGAAGUACUACACUGCACAGGAACACCGGAGAAACAAGAAACUGCUGCAUUUCGAGAAUAAAGAUAAGAAGGUAAAAGAACAAGACAGAAAGCAGAAUCAGACAAUGAAAACAAAGCAACUUGCACAGCAGAGGACAAACCUGAAGAUGCAGACCAUGGCAGAGGAGGACAGGCAGAAAGAACAGCAAAGACUAGCUCACCUGCAACGAGUCAGAGACACAUAUGAUGAGAGGGAAUUCAAUAAGUGUAUAGCUAAAGAAAUUAAAGAGAAACAAUCUCAGGAAGCCCGAAGGAGAAGAGUGGAGACCCAGUACAAGUUAAUGGCAGAAAAGCUCUCUCAAGAGGAAAAACAGAAGAGAAAGUAACCAGAUAGCACAGAACAAAGGAGAUACAAACAAAUAUUUAUGUAGAAUCCCAACCGCUGUUAUGGCUACCAUACUUUAAGCUUCCCCCAAAUAAAAUCUACUGGAACCUUAUUAGAAUAAGCCAAGUAAAAGUUUGUAUAUGCAUACUAAAACACGUGACACAUUUUAUUCAUAGAUGCCCAUUCAGCAAGCUACCUGAAGCCUAUGAGAAGUCCCACUGACUUCAGUGGGAUUAUUCAUAUUCUUAAAUUAAGCACAUGUUGAAAUGUCUUGCUUAUUGAGGAAGUGGGAGUUAAUCAUGUGUGUACGUGUCUUGCUCAAGUGGGAUUUAGCUUAAUGAAAGUGAAAACUAACAGUACUGGAGAAACUUACAUUUAUGUAGCAAUAAUUGGGCUUAGCUUUUUUUUUAAACUGCAACCAUGUGCACGUUUUAGCUUGAAUUACAGCUCCAGUUUCUUCAUUCAUACCACUAUGACCAGUUAUCAACUACAGUAUUCUACAUGGCACACUGUAGCCAGAUCCUCAGCUGCUGUAAAUUGGCAUGAAUUUCAAAGGAGUUACAUUGAUUUACACUAGU
Molecule: messenger RNA, 2622 nt
Organism: Chelonoidis abingdonii (Abingdon island giant tortoise)
Lineage: Eukaryota; Metazoa; Chordata; Testudines; Testudinidae
Source: RefSeq, a predicted model, not a curated record